AUGGCGGAUGCGACUACAAAGGAUGAUAAAGAUGCCCUCGAUGCCCUCGAGCUAGAGGCCAAGGAAUUCGACAAGGAUGCCGAGAUUGACCGGAUCCUCAAGGCAUUCCGCCUCGAUGCAUACGCCGUUCUAGACCUGCAGCCCGGUGUCCCGGAAUCAGACAUCAAAGUGACAUACCGCAAGAAAUCCCUCCUCAUCCACCCCGACAAGACCAAGAACCCGCGCGCGCCCGACGCCUUUGACCGGCUGAAGAAGGCCCAGACGGAGCUCAUGGACGAGAAGCACCGCGAGCGCCUCGACGAGGCCAUCGCCGACGCCCGCAUGCUGCUCAUCAGGGAGAACAAGUGGACCGUCGACAGCCCCGAGCUCAAGACGGACGAGUUCGCCAAGAAGUGGCGCGACAAGACGCGCGAGGUGCUCAUCGACAACGAGCACCGCAGGAGGCGCCAGAUGAAGGCCCAGCUGCAGGAGGAGGGCAGGGAGCAGCGAAGACAGGACGAGGAAGUUGAGGAUCGCAAGCGCAAGAGGCAGCAUGAGCAGGAUUGGGAGGCGACGAGGGACGUCAGAAUUAAUAGCUGGCGGCAGUUUCAGAAGGGCAAGUCGGGCGGCGAUGACAAGAAGAAGAAGAAGAAGCUUAAGCCGAUUGGUUGA
This is a messenger RNA of Trichoderma harzianum CBS 226.95, 651 nucleotides long. RefSeq lists its product as hypothetical. Lineage: Eukaryota; Fungi; Ascomycota; Sordariomycetes; Hypocreales; Hypocreaceae. The coding region runs from base 1 to 651 and encodes 216 amino acids. The record is from RefSeq and is a predicted model, not a curated record. The transcript is spliced from 3 exons.